Messenger RNA from Suillus subaureus, 1626 nucleotides. RefSeq names its product protein phosphatase methylesterase. NCBI's taxonomy places the organism in Eukaryota, Fungi, Basidiomycota, Agaricomycetes, Boletales, Suillaceae. Bases 70 to 1227 code for a protein of 385 amino acids. Gene Ontology annotation, biological process: protein demethylation. Gene Ontology annotation, molecular function: protein methylesterase activity. The transcript has 9 exons. The record is from RefSeq and is a predicted model, not a curated record.
UUACUAAUCAACCCGUGUUGCAUGGUCCGAAUUUGGACGCGUUCGAACUCCUGAUUCACGAUUGUCGAGAUGAGCUCGCUAUAUCGUUCUGCAAUCAGUGCCCGAAUAGCAAAGUUACCGCAGCUACCACCAAACGAUGAGGAUGAUGAUGAACAAUCUGAGAUUGCUGAUGGAAUCGGCGAACUCUCGACUGGCAUGGGGCCACCUCCACUCACGUCUACCCGAAAGCCAAAGUCACCAAAUCCUGAAUUCAAUCCAUUAAGUCCUGCUUCAUACUUUUCUCAGGCAUUGCAGAUAUCGCUCCCUACCCGAGCCCUUGACGUUCGGGUAUAUUACACUCCUCCGAAGUACGACGGCGGGGGUGUUAUUGUAUUCCACCACGGUGCAGGAUAUGCAGGUACAAGCUUUGCAUGUCUCGCUAAAGAGAUAAGUGAGGUCAUGAGGGACAAUGUCGGUGUCCUGGCCUUUGAUGCCAGGAGACAUGGAAAGACAACAUCAUCUCAGUCUGAUGAAGACCUAUCUAUCAAUGUCCUUGUUGAGGAUUUCUGUGCUCUGCUACAAACGGUUUAUCCUGAUGUAGCAGCAGCUCCAAAUUUAAUGCUUGUUGGACACAGCAUGGGAGGAUCUGUCUGCGUUCGCGCUUGUCCCAUACUUCAACAACACAAAUUUAAUAUCGCAGGAGUGGCCGUUUUGGAUGUAGUAGAAGGUACAGCAGUAGAAGCGCUGCCUCACAUGCACGCGAUUCUCAAUUCUCGACCCGAGGGUUUCGAUAGCGUUGAGGAAGCAAUCGAGUGGCACGUCAAUACGGGCCUUAUCCAUAACCCCGUUUCUGCUCGUGUUUCAAUCCCAUCUAUCAUUGUUCCUGCAGAUUCUCCUCUUACGCCCAGCACGCGCGCAAAUAUUGGAUUCAAAUACAAGUGGCGUACACCACUCCGGUCGACGGCGCCAUACUGGGAUAGCUGGUUCCCGUCGCUUUCAUCUUUAUUCCUCGGGCUCCGCUCCGCACGGCUCUUAGUAUUAGCAGGUGCAGAGCGCCUUGAUACGACACUUAUGGUCGGUCAAAUGCAGGGCAAAUUCUGGCUCGAAGUCAUGGCUGGUUCGGGUGUGGGACAUCUCGUGCACGAGGACAAUCCGACGAAGCUAGCGGAAAUUCUGGCAGAUUUCUGGAGGCGCAAUGAACGCAUUGUGGUUCGAGGUAAUAUUAUCAAGACGGUCGGGGAGGUUUAGAGGAGUUAGAUAUGUCGAUGUAUAUAUGAUUGUGCGCUUUUUCUCAUAGUUUGCUCCAAGGUCGUUGCGCGCAACAACUCGAAUCACAGUCUCGGUCCGAGACACGAAUAGUAUGAACUUUGAAGUAUGAUAAAUUGGUCACUGGUCCUGGAGGUUAUUACACAGUAGUUCAAAUUUUAAACCGCCCGACUCCUGACGACAGCUUGAUCCAUGACGUCUGUUACUGGACCGGUCUGUGUCAUAUUUUUGUCCAAGUUUCUUCUCCAUAAAGGGCAGAAGUCUGCCCUGGUGAGGCUUACCCCCACCAGUCCGCCGUUGCCACCAUCAAAUGCAAGUGGGGGAUCAUUCUCAACACGCACAUGUGAUGUGCUACAGCAUAUAUGGCAUGUUGGUCAUGAU